AUGGGGCAAUCAUCGUCAAGGGAACAAGAAGUAUCGCCUGAGCUGCGCGAAGUACAAUCGCUAGCUGCAUCAACUGGAGCUCUUCCCUCUCUUGAAAAGACCUUUUCCCUUCUCUCUGAUCCCCAAACUAAAUCGAUCCCCGUCCAUUCUCUUCGGAAAUGUUUCGAUUUGACCUUUGAGAACUCAGAAUCUGAACAAGAUAAUCUAUUUAAGGAAGCUCCCCUGUUGUUUAGUCAUCUUGGUUCUGCAAUUAUUGAUCUUUUUUUCGUGGCCGAUAAAGAUGGAGUGAAUUGGAUUGAGUUCUUGCGGGGUUAUACAAAAUGUUGCGCGAGGACAGCUGCUUCGACAUCUUUUAAUAAUUUAUUCCGAAUAUUUUACUCGGCUUGUUCAAAAGCCGGGCUCUCGAUUGAUCUCCAGUUUGAGAUGCACGAUGAUGAUGAUUUCAAAAUUAAAGGGUCAUUGUCUCCCCGUGACAUUCUCGUGCUUCUUUGGUUCUGUUGGAUUUUCUCAUGGGAUUCGAGGGCUUUUAAAUUGAAAAAGAGCAGAGGGAAAUGCAGUCUACCUGAUAUCACUCAUUUGGUUUUAUCGGCCGUCGAGGCAUGUGCUGAAGAUUAUCCUGAAUUGAUUUUCUGGGACUCUAAUGUUUCAGAAUUGGAUAUUAAACUUCCCGCUAUGAAAGUUCAUUUAUGGGCUCUGAAAAAUCUGCCGAACCUUGCUGAUUGCUUUGUACAAUUUUUCCAUGCCAGGCUUUGCUAUUUCACUAUCCAUGAGGUUAAAUCAGAGCAAUCAGGCUCUUCUACUAGUGAAAACUCGUCAUCAGGUACUUCUAAAGCUAAUCUUUUGACCCCUGGAAGGGCCUGGGCCAUCUCACUCACCUUGAGAGGUUCUUUACAUGAAGAAAUAUUAAAAGUUUGCUUCCCAAGUGAUCUUGAUGAAGCAAAUGAAAUUCUACUUUAUAGGUCAUCUGCUCAUGGGAAAGGUCUUAAUCGGUUUUGGUCAAAUGUUGAGGGCUAUAACGGUCCAUUACUAGUACUUAUUGCUGCAUGUGAAGAAAAAAAUGAUGCAAGGAGAUGGAUUAUCGGUGCACUCACCAAUCAGGGUUUUGAAAACAAAGAAGUAUUUUACGGAACUUCCGGCAGCCUGUAUGCAUUAAGUCCCCUUUUUCAUGCAUUGCUAUCAUCUGGAAGGGAGAAAAACUUUGUGUAUAGCCAUUUGCACCCGACUGGUAGGGUUUAUGAUGCCCAUCCAAAGCCAGUGGGAGUUGGGUUUGGUGGGAAUAUUGGAAACGAGAGAUUAUUUAUGGAUGAGGAUUUUGCGAGAAUUACUGUGCGCCAUCAUGCUGUCGAUAAAACAUACCAACAUGGAACUCUUUUCCCAAGUCAGGGAUACCUGCCAGUUGAUGCCUCGGUUUUAGAAGUAGAGGUGUGGGGAUUAGGGGGCGUAAAUGCUCUCAAGAUUCAAGCUUCUUACAAGAAGAGAGAACAACUUUUUACAGAGCAAAGGAGAAAGAUUGACCUGAAAACAUUUGCCAAUUGGGAAGACUCGCCCGAGAAGAUGAUGAUGGACAUGAUGUCGAAUCCAAAUGAAGUCAAGAGAGAGGAUCGAUGA
This is a messenger RNA of Striga hermonthica, 1608 nucleotides long. NCBI's taxonomy places the organism in Eukaryota, Viridiplantae, Streptophyta, Magnoliopsida, Lamiales, Orobanchaceae. The record is from the annotation of a GenBank genome assembly.